CCGCCGCCUCACUGCGCUCGGCUCUGGUGUGCGGCGGCAGCGACAGCAGCGGCAGCAGCGGAAGAUGCCCGAGCCGGCCAAGUCCGCGCCUGCGCCCAAGAAGGGCUCCAAGAAGGCGGUGACGAAGACGCAGAAGAAGGGCGACAAGAAGCGGCGGCGCAGCCGCAAGGAGAGCUACUCCAUCUACGUGUACAAGGUGCUGAAGCAGGUGCACCCGGACACGGGCAUUUCGUCCAAGGCCAUGGGCAUCAUGAAUUCCUUCGUCAACGACAUCUUUGAGCGCAUCGCUGGUGAGGCCUCGCGCCUGGCGCACUACAACAAGCGCUCCACCAUCACCUCGCGGGAGAUCCAGACUGCUGUACGCCUGCUGCUGCCGGGCGAGCUGGCCAAGCACGCCGUCUCCGAGGGCACCAAGGCCGUCACCAAGUACACCAGCUCCAAGUGAUGGGGCUAGCAGGGCCCUGCUGGAUCUGCUCCACCUCAACCCAACGGCUCUUUUCAGAGCCACCCACUUCUUCCUAACAGAGCUGUAAACUCUUAGAAGCACUUCUUGCACUUUAUCUUACAAAAACAGCCUUACUGAUUAGGAAUUUUCCUAGAAAUAAUUGCAACUUCUUUCUAAGCUAUAGAUGUUUUGAUGGGUCUUACAUAAUUCCAAACCCAGGAAAGUAGCUUAAGUAGUACCAAUGGAGCAGUAAUUUCUCUUCAGUGUCACGUUUUCCACGUCUUAUGUGUUGUGCU
Rhea pennata is the source of this 741-nucleotide messenger RNA. Its product is annotated as histone H2B 5-like. The record is from RefSeq and is a predicted model, not a curated record. The transcript has a single exon. NCBI's taxonomy places the organism in Eukaryota, Metazoa, Chordata, Aves, Rheiformes, Rheidae. Gene Ontology annotation, cellular component: nucleosome. Gene Ontology annotation, molecular function: DNA binding; protein heterodimerization activity; structural constituent of chromatin. The coding region runs from base 65 to 445 and encodes 126 amino acids.